CGUCCGUGGGCAUUCGACGUGUGUCUACGAAGUAGGACCGUAUGAACCCGUUCCGGCCCAUGAAGAGCUCGGGAAGCCAGACAGGUGAUGGCGACAUUGAGGCGGCGGAAGGGCCCAUGUGGCAACAGAAAGGACAAAAAGACGGUAGGGCCGUCGGAGAAGACGACGGGCAGGGUGUAACUGCCAGCGUAGUGACCACUGGCCUGACAGCGCCUGUCACGGAAGGACGAGCCAAUCUUUCAGCGCCGUGGUCUCUCCAGGGCUUGCGGUCCGACGUGGACAUGAGCGCCAACUUGUCGGAAACACUUGCACGACACACACCAAGCAGCCCCAGCGGAAGCCUCGCUCAAGGCCGGAGUGAUGAUGCCCACGUGCCGAUGGUAGUAGCGAGAUCAGAAUGCGAGCUUUCUCAUCCUCGGCCGUCGCGGUCGAGCUCGGCAAAACUCCUACGGGUGUUGGGAGAUAAUGAAGAGGCAAUCAGCGAUGGGCAUAGACACUGGAGAGGCCAGAGUAGUCCAGGGAGCACAGCAAGUUUUCAUACUGCAAGGCAGGGGUGACUCAUUGGGGUUUUCAGGCUUCGUUUUCUUCUCAGAACAGCAUUGGUUGUUUGUACAUGCGUGAUCGUUCAAUAGCAUUGUGGUUCGGACCAAACGGCUCGCCAGAUGGUAGACUAGAACGGUGCUUGGUAGAUUGCCAGAAAGGCUUGGUCUUGAGGGUCCCAGACGGAACUAGUCUAAAUGUGUUGUGCUGUCGCGAUGCUUCCUGCUUGCUUCUAAUGUAUGACAAUCGAGCAUGGUUUCAUUGAGUAGGGCCCAGUCCUCGCCCAUUCUUCAUUCACAC
Cryphonectria parasitica EP155 is the source of this 840-nucleotide messenger RNA. RefSeq lists its product as uncharacterized. The transcript has a single exon. NCBI's taxonomy places the organism in Eukaryota, Fungi, Ascomycota, Sordariomycetes, Diaporthales, Cryphonectriaceae. The record is from RefSeq and is a predicted model, not a curated record. The coding region runs from base 42 to 557 and encodes 171 amino acids.